Messenger RNA from Rhizophagus irregularis DAOM 181602=DAOM 197198, 1335 nucleotides. RefSeq lists its product as uncharacterized. Lineage: Eukaryota; Fungi; Glomeromycota; Glomeromycetes; Glomerales; Glomeraceae. Gene Ontology annotation, biological process: proline transport; amino acid transmembrane transport. The record is from RefSeq and is a predicted model, not a curated record. Gene Ontology annotation, molecular function: L-glutamine transmembrane transporter activity. Gene Ontology annotation, cellular component: fungal-type vacuole membrane.
AUGAAUCCCGAAUCGCAUUUAAGUAAUCGACGAGAUCCAUGGAAAAACUAUGGUUCAACGAUAUUAGCAACUAGUGAUAGCAACGUGGUAGAUGAUGAUCUUGAUCUCGAUUUGCAAGAAGAGUCUCAUCGUGAUAAGGGAUCAAAUCUGUCCGCCUAUUUCAAUAUCAUCUGUAUUGUUGCGGGAUCAGGAACUCUCGGUAUUCCGUAUGCCAUACAACAAGGAGGAUGGAUAACUAUAUUAUUCUUGAUCCUUUCAUCAAUGAUGAAUGUAUAUGCAAACAUUAAACUAAUUGAAUGUCUAUAUCAUGAUGGUAAAUCACGUCGUAUUUCAAUGUCACAAGUGGCAUAUGAUGCAUUUGGAAAUUUGGGAUUAGUAUUGGUUGGGUUUUUCUUUAAUGCAUUAAGUGUGGGAUGUUCAAUACUUUAUUUGAUAUUGUCAGGAGAAAAUUUUAAAAUAUUAUUUAGUGAGAUUUUUGAUAUAUCUUUGGAAACGAAAACUUGGAUUUUCAUUUGUGCAAGUUUAAUGUGUAUUCCUUUUGUAAUGCUUAAAACUAUGAAAGAAGCUUCUUGGUUAAGUAUUUUUGGGACUAUAUCUACAAUGAUGGUCGUUUUUGUGGUAUUUAUUACCUCCAUUGUGGAAUUUCCAAAUAAUCGAGAUAAACAUGAACAUCAAUUUAUUAAUCUUCGGAAUAUACCUAUAGCUUUAGCAACAGUAUUUUUCAGUUAUGGUGGAAAUAUCGUAUAUCCUCAUAUUGAAUCAAGUAUGAAACAUCCAAGUGCAUGGCCAAAAGUGCUUAGUUAUGCCACUGCAACAGUAACAGUUUUUUAUCUAUUAGUUUGUAUACCAGCCUAUGCAACAUAUGGUGAUGCAACAUUAUCACCAAUUUAUAAAAGUCUUCCAUCAGGUUUAGCAGUAUUAAUCACUGUAAUAAUGAUAACAAUUCAUAUUUUAUUAGCAUUACCAAUUUAUCAAACAGCGUUUGCACUUGAAAUUGAGGAAUCUCUUUCAAUUAAUAUUACCACACUUGGUAAAAAUCGUGAAUUUUUAUAUAGAGCUAUAACAAGAAUUCUUACAGUACUAUUUACUGUCUGUAUAGCAGUUAAAUUUCCUUAUUUUGCUGAUGUUAUGUCUUUACUUGGUGCUCUUGGUAAUGGUGUACUAUUAAUUAUUAUGCCUCUAUCAGCUUGGAUUAAACUAUUUGGUUGGAAUCGACUUAAUGGCUGGAAAGAAAAAACUUGGGUAGUUUUUAUUUUUGUCUUUUCUGCUUUUGGUGCUAUUGUUGGCACUAUCGAUUCUAUUCGUGCUCUUUAUUUGAAUAUUACCAAAGAAUAG